Pecten maximus is the source of this 4147-nucleotide messenger RNA. RefSeq names its product FK506-binding protein 2-like. Gene Ontology annotation, molecular function: calcium ion binding; peptidyl-prolyl cis-trans isomerase activity. Lineage: Eukaryota; Metazoa; Mollusca; Bivalvia; Pectinida; Pectinidae. The transcript is spliced from 4 exons. Bases 141 to 800 code for a protein of 219 amino acids. The record is from RefSeq and is a predicted model, not a curated record.
UGUUCCGGGUCAUUUCCGCAGGUGUUUUACGAGUGACAUACAGAGCACUGCCACGUUUCAAAACUUACCUUACUUAUCAUCUGUGUGAGGUUGAAACGAGCUAUUGUUCUGUCGACUGUAGAGUGAUAAGUACUUCCAAUAUGGCUGCCACAUCCCUUGUGUUAUUACUGUGCAUAUGUGCUGUAUUUGCAGCCGAAUCGGAACCCGGCCCGCCAUCCGGGGUUGAAGACGUUACCGAAUUGAAAGUAGAAAAGGUGUCGGUACCCGAAAACUGCGACAGGAAAACGAAGAAAAAUGAUUUAUUGUCAAUGCACUACACCGGCUACUUGACAGACGGUACUAAAUUCGAUUCAAGCCGUGACCACGGACAACCCUUCCAGUUCCAGAUGGGGAUUGGGCAAGUAAUCAAGGGAUGGGAAGUUGGCCUGGAAGACAUGUGUGUUGGAGAGAAACGUAGAUUAACCAUCCCUCCUCAUCUUGGAUAUGGGGAGCAGGGCGCUGGAGAUAAAAUUCCUCCAAAGGCCACUCUAGUAUUCGACGUGGAACUUGAAAAGAUUGAGGAAGGUCCUGCUCCUCAGAACAUUUUUAAACAGAUUGAUACAGAUGGUGACAAUGCUCUGUCUCAGGAUGAGGUAUCCCAGUUUAUGAUAGAUCAAGCAAAAGAGGCAGGAUCUGAUGAGGAAUUAGACACUAAAGAACAUCAAGAUGUGAUCAAGUCCAUCUUCGAACAUGAGGAUGCUGACAAAGAUGGCUUCAUCUCACAUGACGAGUUCAGUGGACCAAAACAUGACGAGUUAUAAUAAUCACUAAUUAGAUUUUAAAAUUUAAAUAUUAAAAUGUAUUUGAAGGGAUGGAGAUGCACAAGGCAAACAGUUCAGAGUGUUGUAGCGGCAUGAAUGGUUGUAUAUGGUGCUGUAAAACUUAAAAGUUACUAUGAUGAUUAUAUUUACCGAAAUAAGGCCAAAUUUGUUCUGUCUUUCCAGAUUGUUUUUCGUAUUGCUUUAAUACUUCAGCUAUUGUGUUUAAAUUCUUGGUGAAUAAUUGUUCAACAAAAAAAUCUCACUUCCUAAUCCUACCACUUGUAGCCAAAAGCUUUAGUCUACCUACCUGUAUUGAUUGUAAGUAGCCUACAUGUACCUUAGUUAAUUGAUUAUAUUAAAGUAGAAACACUGUAAUGCUUAUUAUUUUUAGCCUAAACUCAUUUCAUAUGUAUUGGUAGUGUCAUUAUUUCCAUCCUUUCCCAGAAAAAUGCUUAUGGAAAUCACUAUUUGUUUCAUCAGUGACUUGCCUGCAAUAUUACCUGACAUUCUUUUAUUUGAAUAGUAGAAUGCAAUGUUUAUUUCUUUUUGCUAUUGAUAUCUGCAAGUGUAUAUGGCAUCAUUGCUUUAAAAAGAUCAUAUCAAUUUUACCAAAUACUGCCUAGAAAUAUGGAGAUUUCUAAAAGCUUGAGAUGUCCAUACCAAAUUUGUGAGAUUGAGAACACUAGAGAAUGUGUGACUCAGAUUCCAAACCCUUUUUACUUGGUACAAUCUCAACCCUCCCAUUCUCACUUCGAUGUUUUUCCUACACCAUAUCAUAUCAGUAAAUUUCAUGAAAUCAUCGUUGGCUCCUGAGACUACAGUACCAUGAUUGGCAAAGUUACAUCGGAAAUUUAUGUGUGUACUACCAAUAGACUAUAUGCCAGACCCACACAAAACCGUAGUCAUUUUUGUUAUCAAAGGAUAAAAUAGGGACUUAAUAUUAAAUAUCUCUGUCUCUUGUAUACAUGCAAAUAUUUAUUCUAUGAUGAAAGUAUAUAGGUAAAGUCAAACCUCCAUAUCUCAACUCAUACAAUUCAGGGACCCUGUUAAACAAAAAAUUAAAUUUCGGGAGUAAAUCUAUAUGUAAAAAUAUACUCAGAUACCUUGAAUACUUGCAAUAUCUCAAGGUUUUUUCAUGGCCCCUUUGACUUGAGAUAAUGAGGUUCGACUGUAGUUUAGGCGUGAGUGAAGGGAGGUGAUUGAUGUAUGAGUGCUGUCCUAGUUUUAUGUAAAACACUUUUUUUCUUCACUAGAACAUUGUAGCAUUUGAUAUAUUUUAAUACAGAAAAAACUGUUUGGUGUACUAUUGAGUAAGUAACUCUUAACAUCAGAGGUUUGUUUUGAUAAUCUUUUUAAAGAAGUGUUUUUACUUUCUGGACAGAUGUAGCAUUGCAACACAGGGACAUGUCUAUGUACUGUAUUAGAGAAAAUAGCCUUAUUAUAGGUAUUUCUGGCUAGUUUUUAUAAUAUAACACUUGACAUGUCCCUAUGGUUGCAGUAUGAUAAAGGAGAUAAUUAUUAUUUUUGUACAUAUUUCAAUACAAAGUAUGUAUUCAAAAGUGAUGUCUGUAUGUACGUUUUUACCUGAUUUGGUGGUGUUUUAAUAUACCAAAACUGAGGUAAGUGUAAUAAUUUUAGAUGUAUUCAAAUUAAAGGUGUUCAUCAAAGAUAUCUAGUCAGCACAUUUUGUAAAACUUAAAAGUCAUCAGAUACAUUCUAUGACUUGUAGUAUGAAUAACUUAUUUAAAGCAAAUUUUUUUUUUCUGAUUUUUUUCAGGGCUAUUAAAAAACAGCCACAAGGGAUGUUAACAUGUAUUUGAUGUCUUCAUUAACAACUUGCCAAUUUUGUAAUUCAUGAAAUAUAUUAUAUCAAUGAAAGAUCUAAUCAGUAUUAAAACUGGAACCUUUUUAGAUGUCUUCCUUGUACUGAUAUCAGUGUUUUGUUCUGAUAUAGUGAAACAAUACAGUAUAAAAAAUGCAAAGGGAGGUAAUCAAUUGAGUAAAUUUUAAUACAAAACAAUUUUAAUGUAUUAUUAAUUAUCUUUUAUAUUUUAAUUAAAACAGUAUUAACACCAUUUAAUGUAUGUUUGAACUAUAUAGCUGAGGAAAAAAAUACAUGUGUUAAAUGUUACAUUGAUGUGAGCUGGUCUGAGGGAAACUAGAUCGGUGGAAUUACACUGAAGGUAAUUUUUCAUAUCUCAAUUUGUAUAAGUGCUAUAUUGAAGGAUUUAUUUAUUGUGAAGGCACAUAAGUCUGUCUUCCACAAGCUUAAUGAUAUUCCUGUGGAAUACACAAAGAGGAAAAGUAUUUUUGGGGAAGACAUAUAAAUCAAUGACUUUAGCAGUAUUUCAGUGAAUGUUUAAAUAUUCUUGUAGGGGCAUUCCAUUAGACUUAUCAAAGCAUGACAGUAUUUACACAUCAUACUUGGUAAUUAACCCACCCAUUUCUGUUGCUGUUCUGUAAAAUCACUUAUGAAUUAUCUUUCAUUAUUCUUAAAAAAAAACACCCUCUGUCUGAUUCUGAAGUUAUGUGUUAGCCCAAUGGGCUUAUAAUAGGAUAAAUGUGGUAAGAGUUUGAAGAUUUACAGUAAUUUGUUUGUGUAUAAUGUUAUGUAUAUACUCAGAAUGUGUACGCAACCUCAAGUUUGACCUGAUCCUCUAAUUAUUAGCACCAUUUGUCCGAGGAAAUUUUAAGUGUUUACUAGUAAACAAGAUACUAAAGAAGACAUACAGAAAAAGUUUGUAAACAAGAGAUCAACUUUAAUGAGUUACACUAUAUGUUACUGUAUUGUAAAACCAUGAACUUCGGUUUUGACAUGGUGAAACAUUCUUGUAUCGGAAAGUCAACAGAGGUAUUUUUACACCUGCUGUCAAGAUAUUUUUGUUGUUUAUACAAAUGUACUGCCAUUUACAUUGCCUUCAUCCCGUGUUCUGAUACUAGUAGCGUUUCAUACAUUCCAUAUGACUUGUCAUCAUUAGAUACUCAGGUUGAUUUGUCAAUUGUCAGUGUCCAGACAUUUUUUUUUUUCCUGUCUUACAUAACAGGUGUAAAUGUUGAAAUUUUAGGGCAUAUUUACAGAGAAUUAUCGAUGAAUCUGAUCACAGGGACUUGUCACAAUAUCCAAUCCCAUGCAGGUUGUAUAGUAUAUGUAUGUUUUAAGAUACAUACAAAUACAUAUACGUAUGGGUUGGGAAAUUGUGUGGAGUCCCUGUGUCUAAUAAUGACUUAUAUUAGCACUUUUGCAUUAAUUUUAAUCACUGAUGGAACGGUUUAUCCAAAUUUAUAUAUUUCACUAAAGUCUUGACAGGAUUCAUUAUGUCUUAAAUAAAGAAAUUCACACACCCAUA